AUGACUUAUGAUAUAAUUAGUAAUAAUGAAGACUCAAAAUAUGAAAUUAAUAAAGAGCAUAACAGUUGUUGGUUGGAUAAGUUAGAAUCUGGUAUCAAUCAAGUGCUAGCUACAAAGAAUAGUAUUGAUCAUGGAAGUGGUCUUGUAAAGAAUAAAUCAUUGUAG
Messenger RNA from Racocetra persica, 165 nucleotides. NCBI's taxonomy places the organism in Eukaryota, Fungi, Glomeromycota, Glomeromycetes, Diversisporales, Gigasporaceae. The record is from the annotation of a GenBank genome assembly.